Entamoeba dispar SAW760 is the source of this 1023-nucleotide messenger RNA. RefSeq lists its product as uncharacterized. NCBI's taxonomy places the organism in Eukaryota, Evosea, Mastigamoebida, Endamoebidae. The record is from RefSeq and is a predicted model, not a curated record. The coding region runs from base 1 to 1023 and encodes 340 amino acids. The transcript has a single exon.
AUGGAAGAGGUACCAAAUUUCUUAAUCAAAUUUGAAGAAUACCUCCAGCUUAGAAUGGCCCAACAACAAAACGAUUUUUAUAAACAAAAAAUAUCAAAAUUAGAAUCAGAAAAAGAAAAACUCUUUCAAGAAGUAGAACGAUUAAAAAUUGUCAUUAAUAAACAACAACAACUCUUUGCAAAUAAAAUGGUUGAACACCUUCAAUUUAAAUCUGAAAUGUCAUCAAAGUAUUCUGCACAAAUUAAAGAAAAACAAGAACUUAUAGACAAAGAAAGGACAGAAAAACAUCAUUUAUUAAUCGAACUUACUUCACUUCGUGUCCAAGUUAAACACCAAGAAGAGCUUAUUAAUAAACUUAAAAAAUCUGAAGAUUCUGAUAUUAUCAGAAAGAAACCUCGAGGCACUAACGCUUCAAUCUCAUCUCAAAAAAUGGUUAAUUCUGAAAAAGAUAGUUCUGGUUCUCUUCAAAAAGUUCCUAAUAGUACAGAUACAUUAGCACAAGAACCUCUACUUGAACUAGCACAAAGUCAUAAAGUUGUUCCUACAACCACUCCUUUAUCUCAAGUAAACGAUAAGAGUCUUAAUGAAAAACAUAAAGUUGAAAAAAAGAUUAAUGUUGAACAAAACAACUCUACUUUUGAUAGAAAAAUAGUUUCAUCACUAUUAAGUGAUGAGUCUCAAAAAGAUGUUCACAAGUUGGUUCCUCUAAAAACUGAUUUUAUUUUUACUGUCAAUUAUAAAAAGGUAUGUGAAAUAUUGUCUCUUAUGGUAAGGAAUAAAUGGUAUGAACCAAACUCUUCUUAUUUCAAAACCUCAACUGUUUUUGAUGAGUAUUGUAGAAAAGUGCCAGUCCCUUGUUUUAAAGGAACUAAAGAAGAUUUAUGGAAUAGAAAGAAGGUUAUUAAAAAAUUUGUUGAAACUAUUGACAAAAUUGAACUUCUUCGUGUUUCUCAAGGAAAUAAAAGACGUAUUAUUUUUGGUGGGGCUUGUCAAAAUUAUAUCGAAUAUUCUGACUCCUUUUAA